Colletotrichum lupini is the source of this 870-nucleotide messenger RNA. RefSeq names its product kelch repeat protein. The coding region runs from base 1 to 870 and encodes 289 amino acids. Gene Ontology annotation, molecular function: protein binding. The record is from RefSeq and is a predicted model, not a curated record. NCBI's taxonomy places the organism in Eukaryota, Fungi, Ascomycota, Sordariomycetes, Glomerellales, Glomerellaceae. The transcript has 2 exons.
AUGCGUCCGACAUCUUCAGUGACACGUUACUCAGCCUCCGUCAAGACCAUCUCCACCGACACCGAAGCCCCAUCUCCCAGAGUCGGAGCCCCCAGCACAGCGCUGAAAGAUGCCUUCUAUCUCUUCUCCGGCCGCGGCGGUAUCGCCAUGGAACCCGUCGAGGAAUCUGGCAGCGUCUGGCGAUACACCCCAUCCCAAUCUCGCUGGGAUCAACUCACGCCGACCGACGCAACGGCACCACACCCAGCCGGACGCAGCUACCACUGCACUGCCUCAGACGGCAACAAGACCAUCUACAUCCACGCAGGCUGCCCAGAGAAAGGCCGCCUCGCCGAUCUGUGGUCCUUCAAUAUCGAGUCGAAGACGUGGAAGGAGCUCGCUGCAGCACCUCCUCCAGCGCGCGGCGGCGCGUCCAUCGCUUUCUCUGGAGGCAAGUUAUAUCGCAUCAAUGGCUUCGAUGGCACUUCCGAGCAAGGCGGUUCUCUUGAUGUCUACGACCCCGCUUCCGCGGCUUGGUCUACGAUUACGUACAAGCCAGAUGGUGUCAAAGGCCCCGAGGCGCGAAGUGUAUCAGCGCUCGUCGCGGUUGAGGUGGACGGUAAGCCGCAUCUUGUGACGCUGUUUGGCGAGCGCGAUCCUAGUUCGUUGGGUCACGCUGGUGCUGGCAAGAUGCUCUCGGACGUGUGGGCUUUCGACAUUGUGGCCGGGACGUGGGAUAAGGUCUUCUUCGAGGGGGAUGCGCCGCCGCCAAGAGGUUGGUUUGAUGCGGAUGUGGUGGGGGAUGGGAGCAAGCAGGCUGUGGUUGUUCAUGGAGGUCUUGCUGAAGAUAACUCGAGGUUGGGAGACAUCUGGAGACUCGACUUUGUCUAG